UAAAGAGAGGCUGCAUUCUCAGACUGACACUUAUUCAACACUGCCACCUUAAGCAGAUUACUUUUGCGCUGCCUGUGUCAAAUACGUGGUUCACUUUGCCUCUCCAUCAUGUUUGGGAUGCUGAAACACCACCUUCACCCGGGCAUUUUUCUCUUGUUCUUAUGGCUUUGUCACCUCAUGGAACAUCAAAAAGUUCAAGCUGGGAACUGUUGGUUGCAGCAGGGGAAAAACGGGAGGUGCCAGGUGCUCUACAUGCCCGGGAUGAGCAGGGAGGAGUGCUGUCGGAGUGGAAGACUGGGGACGUCCUGGACCGAGGAGGACGUCCCCAACAGCACGCUCUUUAGGUGGAUGAUCUUCAAUGGCGGAGCUCCCAAUUGCAUACCUUGCAAAGGUGGAGAAACCUGCGACAAUGUUGACUGUGGGCCCGGAAAGAGGUGCAAGUUGAACCGAAGAAGCAAGCCGCGCUGCGUGUGCGCACCAGACUGCUCCAACAUCACCUGGAAAGGACCUGUCUGCGGCUCUGAUGGAAAGACCUACAAAGACGAAUGCGCACUGCUAAAAGCUAAAUGCAAAGGUCAUCCCGAUCUGGACGUACAGUACCAGGGCAAAUGCAAGAAAACGUGCCGUGACGUCUUGUGCCCCGGCAGCUCCACAUGCGUCGUAGACCAGACCAACAACGCGUAUUGUGUGACGUGUAAUCGGAUUUGCCCCGAGGUGACGUCGCCCGAGCAAUACCUGUGUGGAAACGAUGGGAUCAUCUAUGCCAGCGCGUGUCACCUGAGAAGAGCUACCUGUCUCCUCGGCAGGUCUAUUGGAGUGGCAUAUGAGGGAAAAUGCAUCAAGGCCAAGUCAUGUGAGGAUAUCCAGUGCAGCGCGGGGAAGAAGUGUCUGUGGGAUGCUCGGAUGGGCCGAGGCCGUUGCUCAUUGUGCGAUGAGUCCUGUCCGGAGAGUAGGACAGAUGAGGCUGUGUGUGCCAGCGACAACACCACAUAUCCCAGUGAAUGUGCCAUGAAGCAAGCUGCUUGCUCAAUGGGGGUGCUGCUUGAAGUCAAACACUUAGGAUCUUGCAACUCCAUUACAGAAGACCAGGAGGAGGAUGAGGAAGAUGAGGACUCAGACUACAUGGCCUAUGUCCAUUUAUCUUCUAUACUGGAUGGAUAGGCUCACAUCACUAGGGGAACAGUCCUAGGGCAAGGAAUCAUGUCCAUACUGUAUAUUAUGUGUAUGCUUAUUUAUUUUUUAAAGAAAAAGGAAGUAUACAUAUAGUUCAGUCUGCUAGAUGUUUAUUUAUACUUUUUGUGUUUUAUAAAUUAUACAUUUACAUUGUCAGGCUAUCACCUACCAUGAUAUAUUGUGUUACCACUCAUUUCCCUUUUUUUGUUGUUGUCCCUUUUACUUUCUUUUUUUAUCAUGAAGAAAUAUAUUUGUCCAAAGAAAAGCAGUGUUAUUUAUUUUUCAUGGUACCGUGUAAGUAUAAGUCCUCUUCAAGCUGUAAAUUGCAUUCCCUGAGCUGUAAAAAAUCUGCUUGUUUCUGUCAAAUCUCUAUCACAGAUGUUUAUGUCACACAUACAUAAAUGCAUGUUUAGGCUGUGUGUUUAUUUAUUGGGAAAUAUAUCAAUCAUUUUAUGUACAGAAGUGUGUCUGGUUUGUUUACAACUAUAAUUACUGACCAAAGGGAUUCUCUCAAUGGUUUUGCAAAAGAGCACUGUAAAUGGUGCAACACAGCAGUGAUGGAAUAGAAAAGAAAAAAAGAGCCAUUUAGUUUUUUCUUUUCUUAGUUUUAAGUUUCCUUCAGUUUUAGCCCUUUAGGUUUGUUUCCACAUGGAGACUGUAGACAUAAUUAAAUAUAGCUUUUAUUUUGUCUCACUACAUUAGAGGUAAGUUUGGGCGAUACUUGAUUACUUUGGAAACAAUGUGCCAUUAACAUUUGUGAGCUGUCUUCUUGCCAAUGUACUCCGUACUGCUCUCACAGAGCUACACUAGGACUAACAUACUGCAAUACUCUACACUAUAUCUGACUUCUUCACUUUGUUUCUUUUUAUUUGUUUUUUUUUCUCCUCAGAAUGCAUUUUUUUUAUUUUCAAACAUCACAAGAGAAAUACAAAAUUCUGUUAUGAAUAUAUAGUUUUGUAUUUUUUAUGUAAAUGUCAUAUGUACAUACAAAGUUUGAUGGUAUUUGUACAGAUAUGAAGA
Molecule: messenger RNA, 2193 nt
Organism: Pelmatolapia mariae (spotted tilapia)
Lineage: Eukaryota; Metazoa; Chordata; Actinopteri; Cichliformes; Cichlidae
Gene: fsta
Product: follistatin a
Exons: 6
Coding region: 109-1161 (350 amino acids)
Biological process (GO): multicellular organism development; cell differentiation
Molecular function (GO): protein binding
Source: RefSeq, a predicted model, not a curated record